This is a messenger RNA of Nannizzia gypsea CBS 118893, 840 nucleotides long. RefSeq lists its product as hypothetical. The transcript is spliced from 4 exons. The record is from RefSeq and is a predicted model, not a curated record. Gene Ontology annotation, cellular component: mitochondrion. NCBI's taxonomy places the organism in Eukaryota, Fungi, Ascomycota, Eurotiomycetes, Onygenales, Arthrodermataceae. The coding region runs from base 1 to 840 and encodes 279 amino acids. Gene Ontology annotation, molecular function: protein-containing complex binding.
AUGGCGACAACGACGACUGUGGCUAAGAGGAUUGUUGUAGCUGGAGGAAGCGGCUUUCUAGGAGCGCGAAUAUGCCAAUCCGCAGUAGCCAGAGGAUGGGAAGUUGUGUCAUUAAGUCGUCGCGGAGAACCAGCAUGGGAUACCGUUAGCUCUUCUGGCCAAGCUCCACGAUGGGCACAAAAGGUCGAAUGGGAGAAAGCAGACCUCCUAGACCCUAGUUCGUAUGGACAACACCUUAAGAAUGCGUCUGCCGUUGUACAUUCGAUGGGCAUUCUUCUGGAGGCGGACUAUAAAGGCAUAUUACAGGGGAAGGAAUCACCCAUUACGGGUAUACAGAAGGUGUUUGGGUCGUUUCCUGGUAUACCAACUGGUCCUAGCAAGAGCCAAAUGACAUAUCGAACAAUGAAUACGGAAUCAGCUAUCUCUCUUGCCAAAAAGACGACCGAGGAGAAUAUCCCCACAUUCGUCUAUAUAUCAGCGUCCUCUGGAGCUCCUAUCAUACCACAAGGGUAUAUAUCAUCCAAGAGGGAAGCUGAAUCCUCUAUUCUGUCCAUGUUUCCAAAUCUGCGGAGUAUAUUCGUGAGGCCAACAUUCAUGUACGACUCGUCUCGCAGCCUAUCCUUACCCAUAGCGAUGGGAGGUAUGAUAGCUUCGGAAAUUAAUUCGUUAACUGGAGGAAAGCUCUCGGCUUUGGGGUCGAUGGCGGAAAAACCUCUCAAAGUUAGCGUCGUUGGGGAAGCAGUGGUCGAGUCAAUCGAUGACAGUGAUGUGGAUGGUGUCGUUAGCCCGAAGAAGAUUGAAGACCUAGCAACCAAGGGCUGGAGGAAAACGAUGCUCUGA